Ustilago hordei is the source of this 3150-nucleotide messenger RNA. RefSeq lists its product as uncharacterized. Gene Ontology annotation, molecular function: guanyl-nucleotide exchange factor activity. Bases 1 to 3150 code for a protein of 1049 amino acids. The record is from RefSeq and is a predicted model, not a curated record. NCBI's taxonomy places the organism in Eukaryota, Fungi, Basidiomycota, Ustilaginomycetes, Ustilaginales, Ustilaginaceae. The transcript has a single exon.
AUGAGGACCGCUGACACUGUCGGCAGUAUCCCUGCUACCCACCCGCAAAUUCCUCAUCACAAGUCCACCGACUCGACAGCGACACUUGAACAAGUGUAUAUGCUCGGUCUGUAUGCUUUAGGUGCAACUAUGUUCAACAGCUUCUCUCAAAACACCGCUCCUCCUUCUUCACAUCCUCCAAAGAUGCACCUCUCAAUUCCCGCCUUCCCUGAGCCUGUGCCUUCCCCCGCACCUUCAGCAGGCCGUCUCCAGGUUGCGGGAGCCACUCAACCCAAAAAGAACCGCUUGCGACGAUCGAUCGAAGAACACUCGAUUCGCCCAAGCCAUCAAUACCCACAAACACAGCUCAAGCCACCCUCUAGCAGAGGCGGUCGAGAUGGAAGGAGCUUUGAAUUCCUAUCUUCUGCGAGAAACGCUCCUAUGCCUCCUCCACGUGCCAACUCAAUGGCGCUGAUGAACGAAUUUUCCUUCAACGCCAGCAAGCUCGGUAUUGUGGGAAGCACCCUCGAAGCCGACUUGCCACCUGCUUGCCCGCUCUCUACUCAAACAGAUCUUCCCCUUACCUCGACUCCUCACCACUUGACUGUGUUGCAGGAGGAGAAGAAAGGUGAAUAUUGGUCUCCAAAGAUGCCCUCAUUCUCGAUGGCUUCGAAUAGAGGCAGGGACAAGAGGGCUGGGUCGGUCCCUGAAACUGCCGGUGUCUCGAGCUCCUACAUCCCUGCUCAUCAUGGUCAGAUGCCAUUCGCAUCUCACCCGCAGCAAUACACUCUUUUCCUCGAGCCUCGACAUAUCCCCUCUCGCAAGGCAGGCGGUCGUUCGAGAAGCAUGAGUCUCGACGUUGCUCGUGUGGCAAGGAAGAGCUUUAACGCUAUGCGUCCAAAGCGUUCGUCUCCAGUCUCGCCACAGGCUCCCCCUUUGAUAAGGACUCAAUCGUCGACAGGUUACUCCGCCGCUGCUCCUCCUCAGCUUGAUGGCUUCAGCUUCUCUGAUCGAGGUCAGCAGUGGAUCACCAGCCCUACCUCGCCUGGGUUGAUGAUGAUGUGUCACUUGCCUCGCGAGAGUCAGAGCUCCUCCGAGUCAGACUAUGACUCCGAUGGCGAGUACGACUAUGGCUAUGACUAUGGUCAUGGUCUAGGUCGCCGACACAGCGACAGCGGUAGCAGUGGUCACGGUGAGGCUCCUCAUGCUCGUAUGCGUGGUGACAGUGGUGGAUCUUACGCCAGUACUGCUCCAUCUACUGUGGUCGAUGGCUGCCCUCUUGUUCCUGCUCCCGCUCUUUCGUCUGCGUCCUCGAUGCCGAGUGCCAAAGAUCACCAUGACCAAGAGGAGGAAGAAAGCAGCGAUGACCAAGAUGAUAUUGAAUGGGAGCAGUCUCAGGCUAUUCGAUGGCCUUGUCCCUCCCAAACUUCUUUCGAUUACGCCCACCAGGAUGCCAAGCCUGCUGUGCCAAUGAUGCAUAGCUACGCUCCCACUUUCGGUAGGCCUCCCCAGUUCCAGCCACAGCAGCGUGAUGCUCCACCCAAGAGAGUGUCGAUGUCCUCCCACUUCAGCCCAUCUAAGCUGUUGCAGCGUGGACCUCGUCGUGUGGCAUCCGCCUCCUCCCUGGGUGCGAGAAGCUCAGUCUCGAACGAAUCAAGCUUUGGCGAACGAGCUCGACGCUCCUUCUCUCAAGCUCGAUCCUUGCUCACCGUCCCUAGCUCACCACUCAAGCGCAACGGUCGAGCCUCUACCUCGGAUGGAGAACGACCUACGGCAGCCCUUCUGCACCCCAUUUCGACUUUUGGUCUGAUGAUCAGUCGUCCCUGCCAGACAACGCCCAACCAGAUGUCGGCUAUGUCGGGUAGCAUUCGAUCCGAAUCCUUCUCUGGCUCUACUACCACAAACACCAACGAGACCGGUUCGAUUCGCUACCCCUCAUUGUACCUCGCCACUUGUUCCGAGAACGAGACGGGUAGCAGUGGAGCUUCGAGUACCGGCCGCAGUGUAGACUCUGUCAUCUCCCCCGAGCUUGCCGCUUUGGAGGAGUUGAUCUUGACUGAGUGCAAGUUCUUGAACGAUCUGCAGCUGCUCAACCAUGUCUACGUUGUGGGAUUGCGCAAGCUGGAUCUCAUCACCCCUGCAUCCCUCGACAAGAUUGUUUCGAACCUGGAUGAGGUGAUGGCAUUCUCCAAAUUCCUCAUUGACUGCGUUCGAGCUUUCCUCCCGCGUAGACCCUCGCCAGCCACUUCGGUGACCUCGAACCCUUCUCAACCCGACUCGAGUUCUUGGCAGCAACAGCGUCGCCACUGCAAGCAAAAGUCAGUGGAGGAAGCCAAUGCACCUGACUACCUCAGUCUGGGUAACAAACUAGUCCGUGAACUCCCCGCUCGAAUGGAAGUCUUCGCUCGAUACUGUAUGAACUACGGCGAAGCAAAGGAGCGUCUCGAAUUCGAACGCGACCUUCGCCCCGCCGUAGCGACCUUCAUAGAGCUUGCCCGUUCGACCAACCCUGCACUUCAGGGAAUGGACAUGCAGCAGUUCCUCGUACUUCCUGUUCAACGAGUUACCCGCUACCCACUGCUGUUCGGCUGUCUGGCUAAGCAUUGUGACAAGCGCCAAGAAGGUAACGAGAUUAGGGAGGAAGAUGAGGACCAAGUGCUCGACCAAGAGGCAGGUGACGCUCUGCAGCAGAAACAGGAGCGGAACAAGGUGAUCCACAGCAACUGGCUCAGGUUGAGGGGUGCUAGUGCCAGUAUCUGCGAGAUUACCAACCUUGCCAUCUCUUACCAGCAGAGGCCUAGGCCAGAGUCAGCAAGACCGAGAGCGACAGCUGCUUGUAGGCCAAGCAUGUCGAGCCCUUCGUUGCCUUACUCUGGUUGGGGAAGACUAUCGAUGGCACCUGCAUUGGCAAUGAUGGAGGAGCGGGAGGAUAGCAGAGUCCUCGCUUCUGCUCCUACCCCUGCAUCUGCUCGUGCGGUUGUGCAGUCCAAGCCAGAGCCCAGGACACCAAGCUUUAGUCUCGCUUCGAUGACCAAGCGUCGUCAGACACCUGCUGCUAGCAGCGCUGGGGGUGACAAUUCGUCUGCUAGUGAGACAACUUUGUCGAACUCGUCAAGAACCUCUUCGUUGCUGGGCAAGUUGCUGAAGCCUUUCCGUCAUCCCACGGCCUGA